Messenger RNA from Neocloeon triangulifer, 1609 nucleotides. RefSeq lists its product as uncharacterized. Bases 80 to 718 code for a protein of 212 amino acids. Gene Ontology annotation, cellular component: septate junction; membrane. NCBI's taxonomy places the organism in Eukaryota, Metazoa, Arthropoda, Insecta, Ephemeroptera, Baetidae. The record is from RefSeq and is a predicted model, not a curated record. The transcript has 4 exons. Gene Ontology annotation, biological process: regulation of tube size, open tracheal system; septate junction assembly.
UCCGAAAGCAGCGAGCCAAACAAAUUCCAGCGGAAAGCAGUGGUCCUCCUACAUCCGAAGCCCAAAACGGCCCCCGAAAAUGGGCUACCGCGAGAAAAACAUGCUGAUCGCGAGCUGCCUGCUGCUGGUGUGCUUCCUGCUCGUCAUCAUCGCCUUCUCGACGCCGUGCUGGCUGGAAAACGACGGCCAACUUCCGGACGCCACCUUCCAACGUAUCGGGCUCUGGCAGGUGUGCUUCAAGAACUUCGAGGAGCCGCACCACUGGUACGACACCAAGUUCACCGGCUGCUGGUGGGUCUUCGAGGAGGAAUACUACAUCAUCCAUGACUUUUUGCUACCUGGUUUCUUCGUGGCUACCCAAACUUUCUUCACCUUCUGCCUCACAUUCCUACUGAUCUGUCUGUUGUUCCUGGCAAGAUACAUCUUCACCGACGAAGAUGACCCUCACAUGGCCACCCUACUCUACGUCGUUUCCGGAUGCUCUGGUUUUUCAGCUUUUUGCGGCACAAUCGCAGUGGUGAUUUUCGGAGCUUACGGCGACAGCAGAUACUGGAUGCCCCACUGGGAGCACAAUUACAUCGGCUGGUCCUACGCACUGGCCGUAGUCAGUGUCCUGCUCAUGUGGAUCGCCACUGCCCAGAUUUACGCAGAGGCUCGAGUUUACAGGGCUAAGAACAGGCGCGAAAGGCAAAGGAGGGCUGCUUAUGGCCUGGGAUAAGAUUUUCAUCUCGAAAAAAAUAAUCGCAUUCCAAUCUUUUGUAUAUAAAAAUAUGUACUCCGACCAGUUAGGAUUUGACGAUUUGUAAUCUCUAUAAUAAUUUUUUGGAUAUUUCGACUAGUUGAAUCUCAAUUUAUAUUUAACUUAUGAAACGUCUGAAUUGACCUUCCAUUUCGACGGUUAUAUCACAAGCAGCUUAAUUUUGUACAUUAUUUUUGCAGAAAGCAGCAUAAUUGUAUGUUUACCCACUUUUUUUCUCACCUAAGGUUAAGGCUGGGAGAUGCAACACUUGCAUGAUAAUUGUAUCAAGUGUGCGCAUUGUUAUUUAAGCGGCUACUCUGUGACCUAAAAUCCGUCCAUUGUUGGUUUUACUUUUUCAGAGACUGGCUGGCAAAACGUCCCACGCCAUUGUAAUGGAGAGCAUUUUUUUUUAAUGUGAAGUGCACAAUUUGAAAACUUUCUUGAUAUUUUGUUCUGACAUUGGUUAGUUUAACAUUAGCAUAUUUUAGCUUCGGAGUGAAGAUCUGAUUUAGAGUAAAAAAAUGUAGCUCAGUGAAAGUGCCUAAUGAUAUUUCAAGGAAAAAAUUUUUGCCUUGUCUCACACAAUGCUGCCAUUUGUCUGGGCUUAAAAAGUAGAAAAUAGAAAAAAAUGAACAGUUGAAGAGAUACACAGAAAAAUGCAAUUAAAAAUUAUAUGCUAUAAGAACUGAAAUCGAUUAAUCCGUCCUCUCAUCUUUAAAUGAAAUAUCAACUUAAUUGUAAAGAAAUUAUUCUCUAUAGAAUAGGAUUUACUCAAAUACUAUUAUCAAGUUUUUGAUCUGCACCCAAUAUUUGUAUUUGUUGCGAGAAAGUUGAUUUUGGUAAAUAAAAUAAUUGAAAACUUUAACUAAA